UCGCAAGAAGAACCCACCAACCAACCAACCAACCAACCAACCGACUAACUUAAAAACAAUUAGAAAAAUCCAAGUGACAAGCUUGCACUAAAAGUUACGUGUGUGUACAAAAGAACCCAAGCAAGUGACUAAACAAAAUGAAGUGCUUUACAACAGUUGCGCUGCUUGUAUGCCUGGCCGCCUGGACGAGCGCGGAGCCACCAGUGCCGCAAAACCAGUAUCUGCCACCCAAUCAGUCGCCCCAGGCGCCAUCCAACAACUAUCUGCCGCCCACGCAAGGCUUCCAGACGCCCUCCAACAACUAUUUGCCUCCUCAGCGUACCAAUGGCGGCGGCGGCGGCGGCGGUGGCCAGCAGCCCAGCAACAGCUACGGCGCUCCUUUGCCAAAUAGUCAGUAUGGCGCACCCGCUUUGACUGGCGCCAUCUUCAAGGGACAGAACGGAAACUCAGCUGGCGGCUAUGGCGGCGGCAACAAUGCCGGCUAUGGACAGCGCGAUGAGGAGCAGUACGGCCCAGCCAAGUACGAGUUCAAAUAUGAUGUGCAGGAUUACGAGUCUGGCAACGAUUUCGGACACAUGGAGUCGCGCGAUGGUGAUCUCGCUGUUGGCCGCUACUACGUGCUGCUGCCCGAUGGCCGCAAACAGAUUGUGGAAUACGAGGCCGAUCAGAAUGGCUAUCGCCCAACCAUCCGCUAUGAGCAGGUGGGCAAUGGCAACGGCAACGGCAAUGGCAAUGGACGCAAUGGCGGCGCUGGUGGCUACGACAGCAAUGCGCAGCAGGGCAAGUUCAAUGGCUAUCAAUAAGCAGAUCUAAGGCCUCUAUGCUAAUUUCUAGUGUUUCCAAUUUAAGUCGACCCUCUGUGUAAACUAUACUUGUCUACCUUGUUGUAUUUUAUUAGUUUUUAUCAUAACUCUCAACUGUCCUGUACUGAGUCCCACUCCAGUCGCCCCGCCGCCAUUUUUGCCAUAGCCUGGCGCGUUCUUCUUCUUGCCUUUUGUUUGCAACUUCCACUAAACAUUUGCCGAACCUGUUUUGUUAAGCAUUCUUCAUUUUGUGUUAGUCUUCACACAUGUACACACACACCCACACACACACAUACACACGCACACAUAUAUAAUGUUAAAUUAAUGUUAAUAAAUA
Messenger RNA from Drosophila busckii, 1140 nucleotides. RefSeq names its product pro-resilin (gene Cpr56F). The record is from RefSeq and is a predicted model, not a curated record. The transcript is spliced from 2 exons. Gene Ontology annotation, cellular component: extracellular matrix. Lineage: Eukaryota; Metazoa; Arthropoda; Insecta; Diptera; Drosophilidae. Bases 138 to 803 code for a protein of 221 amino acids.